This is a messenger RNA of Apus apus (common swift), 3944 nucleotides long. RefSeq names its product activating signal cointegrator 1 complex subunit 2 (gene ASCC2). The transcript is spliced from 17 exons. Gene Ontology annotation, molecular function: ubiquitin binding. The coding region runs from base 1198 to 3339 and encodes 713 amino acids. Gene Ontology annotation, biological process: regulation of DNA-templated transcription. The record is from RefSeq and is a predicted model, not a curated record. NCBI's taxonomy places the organism in Eukaryota, Metazoa, Chordata, Aves, Apodiformes, Apodidae.
CCGCCGCGGGGCAGCCCGCCCGGGCCAGCCCCGAGCCCCCCGGCAGGGCAGAGAGCGUUUCUGGGGCCGUGCAGGAAGGUUUCCCGCAGGGUUUCCGGAGCUGUCCGAUAUGUUGGCGUUACUCUGGAGUGACAUUCUUAAUUUCUAACUCUUAAAAAUGUUAGAUCACACAACUUUGGCCUAAAUCUACAGCUGACAGUUUCUCUCAAAGGCACUGCUCCUUCACUUGCUGUCUGUACUGACCCUGCUCCUGAAUCAGUUUUGUUCAGCUCCAGGAACACUUCUUCUGACAUUGUCAAUGGGAAUGCUAUUAAAUAAGCAUCUAAGGAGACUUCUGAUCUUGAAUCUUAACAAGAAAAUAACUUUUUAGCACCGUUUCAGUGAAAUCAUAACACUAUAAAACCCCCAGAAAUGAAAAGCUGAGUUAACCUGCAACUUACAUGAAUUUUUUGUGUUAAUACCUGAACCUUUUAAACAGUGCACAUAAUGCUUGCUUUUGAAGUGCUCUAAGGUUUGACUUACACUUAACUUCAGAAAGAUGACUGAACUAUUUCUGAGCUUUAAAAACACUGGUAGAAUAAACUCUGGUUUUGUGAGCACUUGGGGAGGCUGUGCUUGAUGGGCUCACACUGGGUGAGUUAUCUGGCUGAGUCCUGAGUGAUUCUGCCAUGCAACUUAUUUUCAUAGGCUGUUGGCAGGAUGCCUCUUGCUUGCCUCUCCAGUUGGUCAUGUCAGGAGACAGACUGAAGGCAUUCAGAGAGAACCACAGACCCACCAAGGCUGGAAAAGACCUUUAAGGUCAUCGAGUCCAGCCUGUGACCAACACCACCAAAGCAGGGAGUUCAGGCCAGCUCUUCAGGCACCAGAUUUAAAUCUCAAACUCCCAUAUUAAAACAGCAUCCCAAAAUGUUUUUUGGUGUCCCUGAAGAUGCCUCCAUCCUGUCAGUGAGGAACAGGGGGGAAGGUUUAGCUCCAUGCUUCCCUCUGAGGCAGGUGCAGCUGGCUCCUGGGCGUUCCCUCCAGGUUUCCCAUGCAGGUGGUGAAUAAACUGCCUUGCAGGAACUGAUUUCCAGCCCCCACGUGUCUUCCAGCAAGGCUGCAGCCUCUUCUGUGAUGCUGUUCCUUGAUUGACCUUGUAAAACACCCCUUGUGCUGCUUUUGCUUUUCUGUUUGCUGCAGACAGGACCUGGCAUCAGGAUGCCAGCGCUGCCCCUGGAUGAACUCCAGCUGACAGAAAGGGAUCCCAAGACAGGGAAGCUGAAAACAUUACCAGCACUGCACCCAGAAAUAAAAGCAGAUCGGUCUUUUGUGCUAUACAGACCGCCCCCCCCUGCCAGAGACCCUGCUUUGGUGGAGGAAUUCUUGGAGAGAGCAAAAUUCAUUGCAGAUGACCUCAACUGGCUUCUGGCUUUGCCUCAUGACAAAUUCUGGUGCCAGGUGAUAUUUGAUGAGACCCUUCAGAAGUGCCUGGAUUCCUACCUGUGUCAUGCCCCCCGCAAGUUCGACGCGUCCCUGGAUUGUCACCCUGAGGUGCAUGACAUGCAGAAGCGUCUCCACCGCAGUGUCUUCCUGACCUUCCUCAGAAUGUCCACUCACAAGGAGUCCAAGGAUCAUUUUAUCACUCCUUCUGUCUUUGGAGAAAUUAUUUAUAAUAACUUCCUGUUUGACAUCCCUAAGAUUCUGGAUCUCUGUGUGCUUUUUGGAAAAGGGAAUGGUCUCCUGCUCCAGAAGAUGAUUGAAAAUAUCUUCACUCAGCAACCAAGUUACUUCAGUGACCUGGAUGAAACUCUGCCCACUGUCCUCCAGGAGCUGAAGGACAUUGUGCUGUACUUAUGUGACACCUGCACAACACUCUGGGCAUUCCUUGAUGUCUUCCCAUUGGCUUGCCAGACCUUCCAAAAACAUGAGUUCUGCUACAGGUUAGCUUCGUUUUAUGAAUUGGCAAUUCCUGAGCUGGAAUCUGCAAUUAAGAAGAGGCAUUAUGAGGAUAACAGUGUUCUUGCUGAUUUGUGGAGGAGAAUUUCCCAUUCCAAGAAGAAGAUGAUAGAAGUUUUUCACAUCCUAAUAAACCAAGUCUGUCUGCAGCCCAUCCUAGAAAGCAGCUGUGAGAACAUUCAGCCUUUCAUUGAGGAGUUUCUACAGAUCUUCACUUCGGUGCUUCAGGAAAGAAGAUUUCUCCGUGACUAUGAUGAGCUGUUUCCUGUUGAGGAUGAUGUCAGUCUGCUGCAGCAGGCAUCCUCCACACUAGAUGAGACCAGGACAGCCUAUAUCCUCCAAGCAGUGGAAAGUGCAUGGGAAGGGGCAAACAGGAAAAAAACUCAAGUCUUUCAAGAUCCAGCACCGCCAGCAGCAUCUAAUGGAGCAUCAGCAAUAGUGGAGAGCAAUGCUGAGGAUGUGGAGGAGCUCAGGGCUGCAUAUGCAUCAGAGGAUGAGUGUGCCGGAGCUGCUGCUGCGCCCGUUGCCAAAGUGUCUGGGGUGGAGCUGGACUCUCUCAUCUCUCAAGUGAAGGACCUGCUGCCAGACCUUGGUGAGGGCUUCAUCCUGGCCUGCCUGGAAGAGUACAGCUACAAUGCUGAGCAGGUGAUCAAUGACAUUCUAGAAGACAAGCUGGAGUCAUCCUUGCGUCAGCUGGACCGAGGAAUGCGGAGACAGCUGAAACCAGACCCUACCCCUCUGGUCACUUCUCGCUACAAUGUUUUCCAGAAUGAUGAGUUUGAUGUUUUCAGCAGGGAUUCCGUGGAUGUUUCCCGGAUCCAGAAAGGCAAGCGGAGGGAGAAGGACACGACCAGGAGUCUGCUGAACGACAAGCGCCUGGUGGCAGAGCAGAAGGAGAGGUACCAGCAGUACAGCCUGGUGGUGGAGGAGACCCUCCUGCAGCCAGGGCAGGAGCAGCUCUAUGGGGACUAUGAGGAUGAGUAUGAUGACACUUAUGAUGGAAACCAAGUGGGGGCCAACGAUGCUGACUCAGAUGAUGAGCUGAUCAGCCGGAGGCCAUUCACAAUCCCUCAGGUCUUGAGACCUAAAGGGCAGGAGGAAGAGGAAGAGGAUGAAGAGGAGGAGGAGGAGGAGGAAGCUGAAAAGGAAAGAACCAAGGACCACUUUGUGCAGGACCCGGCUGUGCUGCGGGAAAGAGCCGAAGCCCGGAGACAGGCCCUGCUGGCGAGGAGGGGGCACAAGCACGACAGCUCGGCCGUCGUUGGGAACACCAAGGGCCACGGGCAGAACCGGGAGACGACGCAGGAGCGGAGGAAGAAGGAGGCAAACAAGGGCACACGAGCCAACCACAACCGCCGGGCCAUGGCCGAGCGCAAGCGCAGCAAGGGCAUGAUUCCCUCCUGAAGGACCCAGCCCAGGUGUUCCAUCGUCCCAGCCCUCUGCCGGGGCCGAGGCAGCAGUGCUCCCUUCCCUGGGGGCUCCCUUUGCUCCAGGGACUGGCUGUCGUGCUUCAACACCCAGCGCUUCGGCCCACGUGGAGUUGUGCAUCCCGUGGGAGGGCUGCCCGCUGGUGGGAAGGAGCUGCCCCCCCCCAGGCAGACCCCUGUCCCUUUAGCAGAGACCUGGGUGUGAUGGUGGGUUGCACCUCCAGGCAGGGGACAGGCUGCACCCACCAGGCCUUUCCUUUUUGUACUAUUUAUAAUUCUGAGAGCUUUAUUUUCAUACUGGCUCCUGGGGCCCUCUCCCCAUCUCGGGCAGAUUUCCAGGCCACACAGCAGGCAGCUGGGAGAGCAGAGCUUCCCUGGAACAGCCCUCACAGCUUCCUGCUCCACUGACAUGCCUUCUCCUGAAGUACAACUCCAAGGUUCAGAAGAAAACACUGAAGCUAUUCCCAUUGCCAACUGACAUACAGGAGUUCAGGUGGAUAAAACCUUCUCAUCAAUUUCUGUCCCUUGAGUGAGGCGUGUGACAACAACCUGCAAAUAAAUUAUUUCCAUCUUCUACUUCAA